AUGGAGGCUGCUGGCCUCGUUGUUGGGGUCGCCGGGCUUGCCGGGCUCUUCAACUCCUGCCUGGAGGCCGUCGACAAGGUACAAUCCUACCGAACGUUCGGAACUGACUCGCAUGUUUUAGACACUCGGUUCAAGGUUGCUAAGGCCCGUUUUGAACGAUGGGGCCUGGGCGUAGGGAUCGAGCAAGGCAGACUGCUCCCCGAUCAUCACUCCGCCCUGGACGAUAGAGACACGUCUACGGUAGUGACUGAAUUACUGCAAAUCAUCAUCAAAGCCAUUUGCGAUGCGAGAAAUGAGUCUCCACGCCGGACUCGGGCCGCGGGGACAAGCGAUGACGACUUUUCGAGCUUACACCAGUCGAGGGCACCUUAUGCCGUGACGUCCGAGUCGAGGAGACAGAAGAUAACCUGGGCACUCCGGGGAAAGGGAGGGCGCACCGAGCAGGUCGAGUUAUUUGAAAAGCUGGUGCAGGAACUACAUAACCUGGUGCCACCGCAUACAGGUGAAAGUACGCCGUCGGCGCACAAACCGGACACAGGGCGCACCGACCUGGAAAUCUCUAUCCUCAAUGCGCAUCUUAUGAUGAAUUUUGCGUAA
Molecule: messenger RNA, 597 nt
Organism: Fusarium vanettenii 77-13-4
Lineage: Eukaryota; Fungi; Ascomycota; Sordariomycetes; Hypocreales; Nectriaceae
Exons: 1
Coding region: 1-597 (198 amino acids)
Source: RefSeq, a predicted model, not a curated record